UGUUUUUUCAAUAAAACGCAAUUUCCCCACUCUCUCCAUCUCCCAUACCCACCAAAUAACCGAAUCCAUCAAAAUCACCCCUCUUCUCCCUUCCACCUGAUAUUCACUCUCACACCAAAAAUAUUCUGUUUUUUGUUUAGAUCGAUGGAUGGAAGAAGUACUGCAGGUAACAAAAGAAAAAACGAUCAAAGACAAUAUAAAGGAAUACGUAUGAGAAAGUGGGGAAAAUGGGUUGCCGAAAUUCGGGAACCAAAUAAACGGUCUAGAAUUUGGCUCGGCUCAUAUUGCACACCGGUUGCGGCUGCACGAGCUUAUGAUACAGCUGUUUACUAUCUUCGUGGCCCAACGGCUCGGCUUAAUUUUCCUGAAUUACUAGCGUCGGAUAGCGGACCGGAUGAUGAGAUGUCUGCGGCUUCUAUUAGGAAAAAAGCGACCGAAGUUGGGGCCAGAGUUGAUGCCGAGACAAAAGGUGUUGUCGUUGGUUCGGAUUCGAAAAAAGCUUGUUGGUUUGAAGAGAAACCUGAUUUGAAUACUAAACCUGAACCCGAAAAUGAGUCUGAAAAUUAAGAUGGUCAAGUUAAUUUAGAUGAUGGAAUGGAAUUUUCUAAGUAUUGUAAUGUGUAAUUGGCCUUUUUUUUAGUGAAUAAGAAGAAAUAGUUGAUCAAAUUGGUGUUUGGAAUUUUUGGUUUUUGUAAUUUAGAUUUGUUUGAUCGUGGUAACGCUAAUAAUGUAAUGAAAACGCUAAAUAGUUAGAGA
Molecule: messenger RNA, 756 nt
Organism: Erigeron canadensis
Lineage: Eukaryota; Viridiplantae; Streptophyta; Magnoliopsida; Asterales; Asteraceae
Product: ethylene-responsive transcription factor ERF008-like
Exons: 1
Coding region: 145-567 (140 amino acids)
Biological process (GO): regulation of DNA-templated transcription
Molecular function (GO): DNA binding; DNA-binding transcription factor activity
Source: RefSeq, a predicted model, not a curated record